CUGGCCAGGUAGUCCAUAGAUAUACCUUGUCCAUAGCGCGCCCUGUCCACCACCUGUAGUCCAUAGAUAUACAGCCGGAGGUCGAUCAAUUGAGCCGGCUGCAAAGCUUGCAACGAUCGCCGGUGACUGAUGGACAUCAAGGCGGACGUCAAGGUGGACAUCAAGGCGGAGCCCAAGGCGGCAGAGACGAAGAAGGCGGCGGGAUGGGAGUGGAAGGCGCCGGCAUCCAUGGUGCUGGUGCAGCUCUUCAUCACGGGGAUGAUCCUGCUCUCCAAGGUGUCUAUCGGCGGCGGCAUGUUCAUAUUCGCCCUCCUCGCGUACCGCAGCCUCUUCGGCGCCGCCUUCAUCCUCCCCUUGGCGCUCAUCUUUGAAAAGGGCAAGUGGAGGGAGAUGGGUUGGCACGCCACGGGAUGGAUCUUCCUCAACGCCUUCAUCGGGUAUGCGGUGCCAAUGAGCCUAUACUACUAUGGUCUCCGUGAUACAACGCCAGCUUAUGCCGUCAUCUUUUUGAACAUAAUUCCGCUGGUCACAUUCAUUCUCUCGCUCAUCUUCAGAAUGGAGACAUUGCAAAUCUUGAGCAUAGCUGGAUCACUCAAGGUCGUAGGCGUUGUGCUGUCGGUUGGAGGUACAAUGCUCAUCAGCCUUUACAAGGGCAAGACACUGCAUCUUUGGAAACCCGUUCUGCGCCACAUGGGGCAAAACACGACGGAGGUUGCAGGCAAUCAUCUAAGAGGGACAAUAUUCUUGGUAGGCAGCAGCAUCACACUUGCUUGCUGGUACCUGAUUCAGUCAAAGGUUAUGAAGGUGUAUCCAUACAAAUACUGGUCGUCCAUGGUGACAUGUUUGGUUGGAGGAUUUCAAACAGCACUAGUUGGAAUAAUAUUGAGUAGGGAUAAGAGCGCAUGGAAGCUAGGGUGGGAUCUCAACCUUCUGACCAUCUUCUACUCUGGGGCACUUGCAACGGCGGGGAAAUAUAGCCUGAACUCAUGGGUCGUGGCCAAGCGAGGCCCAGCAUAUCCUCCGAUGUUCAGCCCAUUGUCAGUGGUAUUCACUGUUUUGUUGGACUCCAUCUUUAUAGGCGACGAGAUUACGACAGGAAGCUUGUUCGGCACAACAGUGGUGAUUGCUGGGCUCUACAUUUUCCUAUCAGCAAAAUCAAAAGAAGUGCAGGACAAAUAGAUCUUGCCAGCAGAAAGCAAAGUUCUUGUAGCCGCAGAAGCUACAAAUUUUAUACAUGUAUACAAGAAUAUUAUUAUUUUAAUUCUUAUGUAAGAAACAGGAUGAUAGGUUUUUUCUCAUAAAACCCCAACGUCCAGUUUCACUAUGACCUGGAUAACCGAGCAAAAAGAAACCAACAUCCAUGUACCACAAUGAGCUGGAAAUAGCACUUAACUAGCAGUGUAUUCUUAAUCGAUCUAUUUUUAGUCCAUUUUUCAAA
Messenger RNA from Triticum aestivum (bread wheat), 1438 nucleotides. Its product is annotated as WAT1-related protein At5g64700-like. Lineage: Eukaryota; Viridiplantae; Streptophyta; Magnoliopsida; Poales; Poaceae. Bases 130 to 1179 code for a protein of 349 amino acids. Gene Ontology annotation, cellular component: membrane. The transcript is spliced from 7 exons. The record is from RefSeq and is a predicted model, not a curated record. Gene Ontology annotation, molecular function: transmembrane transporter activity.